Messenger RNA from Jatropha curcas, 1125 nucleotides. Its product is annotated as F-box/RNI-like superfamily protein. The record is from RefSeq and is a predicted model, not a curated record. Gene Ontology annotation, biological process: SCF-dependent proteasomal ubiquitin-dependent protein catabolic process. Gene Ontology annotation, molecular function: protein binding. NCBI's taxonomy places the organism in Eukaryota, Viridiplantae, Streptophyta, Magnoliopsida, Malpighiales, Euphorbiaceae. Gene Ontology annotation, cellular component: SCF ubiquitin ligase complex.
CCGCCCUCUGCCGAUCAUAUCAUAGUCAUAAUUCAUAAAAAAGAUUCUGGAGAUUCUUUCAUUUCUUUCUGUUUCCUCUCCAGAUACCGUAAAAAAACAAAACAAUGGAUGAAAGAGCAGAGAUUGAUCGAUUACCAAUUGACCUGUUAGCUCAUAUAUUUGUUCUUAUAAAUUCUUUCACUGAUUUAGCCCAGGCCAGCAGUGUGUGCAGGGUAUGGAAAGAAGGGGUGAAGCUGUCUCUGGCAAGGAGAAAUUCUUUGAGCUUUGCAGGGUUGAAAAUGGAUGAUAAUUCCACUGCCCGUCUUGUACGCUAUGCUUACAGCCUUAAAGAACUUGAUAUUUCAAGGAGCCGUUGGGGUUGCCAGAUAACUGACAAUGGACUGUGUGAAAUAUCUUUGGCAAAAUGCAUUGGCAAUCUAACAUCAAUAUCUUUAUGGGGGAUGACCUUAAUCACAGACAAUGGUGUUGUUCAAUUGAUAUCAAGAGCUAAUUCCUUGCAACACCUGAACGUUGGCGGGACAUUUAUUACCGAUGAGUCUUUAUUUGCUGUUGCAAAUAGUUGUCCAAAUUUAAAGACCAUUGGCCUAUGGAGCUGUCGUCAUGUAACAGAGAUUGGGCUUCUUAAUCUUGUCGGUAAAUGUCGAAAACUGGAAUCGAUUAAUGCAUGGGGAACCAGAGUACCUGCAGACUGCUUUAUUUGUUUGCUUACUAUCAGUCCAGCCCUUCAAAUAAAGCAUGGAGGAUUUCUGGAAAAUAUUGGAAGUGCAUCUAUGUUGCCUGUUGCAUGAGCUGCUCAUAUCUCUGACUUUUUUUUUUUCCAUUUUUUGUCGUCUAUGAAGUUGCUUUUCUUUGUACAGAUUGUUUCUGCUCUGUAUCUGUUAUCAUUUUAAGUUAAGGAAUCCAGUAAAUUUAGUAAGUUAAGCUGUGUAAUUCAAAUUGCAGCCAAGUACAGCAGCGUUAUAGUGAUAAUCGUGUCUGCAAAUGAUUCUGCAUUUGCCCUGUAUAGAAGACUGAUUUUUUAUUUUGUACAGUCAAAUGUUUACAUGUUUCAGGUUUUCUAAUUCAAAAUACUAUGUAAUUCCAGUUGAUUCGGUCGGUCAACAAAAUAUACACAACAUUUUAUUA